AUUUGGUCUGUAUUUACAAUGUGCCAUCAGAUUGUGCUUUUUUACAUUCCAUAUUUACAUUGGAACCGUCCUACCUAGUGUGUUUCAAAAUUUGAUGUUAUAUGUCUCUAUUUUGGUCAGCCUUGGCCUUCUAACAUUGAGGGAGGCAUUCAAUUCAGUUGUCUACUCAAAUACCAGGAAGCAGCUCCUCAUCCAUUUCACUAUUGAUUGAGCUGAUUUAGUAAAUGUCCAUGUUAAACCAUGUUAACAUUGAUCGAAAGCAUGGUGGGAAAUGAGAAAGGAAGAGCUUCUGAUGACAGUAGAACAUUUCAUUAAAGUUCUCUUGAGGAAGGCAGAAGUACUCAUCUGUUUAUGCAUGCAAGUGCGCAUCUGUCGUUUUUUUUAUGCAUUCAAUGGCUUUGAAAAGAUUUCUUAGAACAUGAAACCGAAAAAGACAAUUAUCCAGAAAUCAUUGGUCAGCCUAUACAUAUACAUUAAGGAGUUACAACAUACGCUGCAGAAUAUCUUGGUUUAAAAUUCAAAUAUUGUCCAAAGAUUCCAGUAUCUUCAGGAGGGCUGAUGCUUUCUGCUCUAAUGAUUAGGUCUACAAAGUCCUUAAUCUAGUUCUCUUUAUUAAACAUAUUGGUGCAUAUCUUCCAGUUCACUGCAAUUAUAAUGUCCCUGUAAUAAAACAUUAGUAAAAAGCAAUAGCCUACAAGUACCUAUCUCAAAUAAAUGUAUGUAUCAUACAAAUACAAUAACCUACGAGUAUACAUAAAAUGGGUUAGUAGGAUUAAGAAUAUUCCAUUCACAUAAUUCCAGAGGGCAAAGAUUAAGAAGAUGAGACAUGAGUGGGACUUCUAUUUAAAUAUGAACAUUUUCAUUGAUGGCACCUCAAUGGUGUAAACCUUUCAGUACACUUAUUUUGAUGUUAAAUUCAGGAAUACUAUUAUUUUGCGUCUCAAAAUAAAUGACUAAUAUUCAUAACUUUGUAAAACAUAAUUUUGAUUCGAUAUGCAACAGUCUUUUAAAAAGUAUAUUUUAACCAUGGUAAAGUAUAUCCAAGAGUGGAAAACGUCAGUGAGGCAGGAGCUUUGAAGCCGAUGCCUGUUUGUUUUACGUGGGCUUGACUGCUGUUUUUUAUGAUUAUUAUACAUAAUGUGGUGUGUUUGUAUGUGAACGGAUGGUUUCCUGGCAUAGACGCAGGAAGUGUGUGUGUGGGGGGGGGGACCCUGUGCUCUGAGCUGAUAAAACAAAACUGAUUCAACAUACCAAAAUCUUUUCUGUGCUCAUCCACACCCUAUUAUGGUUGGCAAAACUUCACGCAGACCAGUGGAAAUCUGUCAAUCUGUUGAAACUAUAAACAACUUUAAAUUAACUAAUGAACAGAAUUUAUUUUCUUUCAAUUCUGAGCCAUAACUUUUCUCUUAAGGAUGUUCCAAAUGCUAGAAGCAUUUCUUUUUUUUUUUAUUACCUAAUAUGUAAAAGUGAUAGCCAAAUAAUAACUAUAUAGCAAGAAAAUGACACAUUUUUUGGACGGUUUAUAAUAUGAUUGUCAUCGUCAAUGGUGGCUAGGAAAAGGAGGUUUGGAUAAAUGGAGGCCUAGGCAGGGGGCUGUCUAGGCCUCAGGUGGCUCCAGACUAGAGCUCAACAAAGAGGCUAAGAGCUCUAAUGUUAUCAAUUUCCUGACACCAUUACAAUUACAAGCAUUAGCUGUUGCUCGUAUCUUUUGUUAUUUAUUUGAUUUUUGCCCAUAACACUGGUUAAGCAUUGAGGUACAUUUUUGUUAUUAUUACCAAAGGUACAACCACAAAUUGAAACAUUAAAAGCAUCGAUAUUUUCUUUAGAUUUUAUUAUAUAGCCUACGUCAACUUUUUCAAGUUUCAAGAUUUGACGUAGGCCUAUUCAUGUGUCAUACAAUUGCAGGUUAACGUUAAAAUACAAGAGCGAAAUCCUGGUGCAUGCAAUGCGAUGCUAUGUCACUCAGAUCACCUUCAGCCUCCUCACCAGGAUGAGUGCAGUGUCCUCUAUCUUGCAGCACCAAUGUGUGCAGUGUGCCAGUAAAGUAUCUGGGCAGCUUGUACAGUCAGACCAUGGACUCACCAGCGGUGAACUCCCUCUGUGUAGGGGCCGGGCCUCGUGUGGGAGCCUCCGCUAUGCAGAGAAGGGGCGGGGCCUGGACUCAUUUUAACGACUUCAGCUCCUCGCGAGCAAUGCGGUGUCAACGUUCUCGCUAUUCUGCCUCUUUUCGCCUCGGUUAUUCUGGGCUCUUUAGCGGCUCAACGCUAUCGUAUAUGUGUCGCUAGGAACUUGUGUGAUAAUAUUUUGAAAGAGGGAAUCGUAUUUCGGGAUAAAAAAAAAACUGCGUGUUUUUAUGAUGAAAUCACGUCGACCCAUUGAGGUAUUUUGCCCAUCUUUGUCAGACCUCGUCUUGGCGUCGUUUUCUUCUCGUUAGCUGCUCGUUCGGGCCGCCGUCUACAGCUACAGAGAGAGCUAGCUGCUGCUGCUAUAAUGUGGGGUAGGAGUGACUUUGAAGAUGGAUAUGAAUCUUAUAAAACAGGCUCUAGUUGCACCAGCAAUCCAGGAUGGGUGUCUCGCUGCGAGUCAGGGUGGCAAGGCAACCCCUCUGCUCCCAGCAACGGUAACCAAGCGCGACGCCACAGCACAGCAUCCGACAGCGGAGACACGGGCAUCGGCACCUCGUGCUCAGACAGUGUGGAAGACCAUUCCAGCUCCAGCACCACUCCGUUGUCCUUCCACCCACUAGUCCACCAUCGCUCUGCCCCAGGAGGGAGUUCCAGUGGUACCCUUCCCACAGCACACGUCCUCCCCUCACCCUCCCCAUCCUCCUCGGGUUCGGCCAAGCUCAGCGUGGCGACCUCACCCGGUGGCGCCAGUCCCUGGAGCAGCCUCUGUCAGCUGUCGACGCCAGCCGCCUCCUCUCGGUCAGACCUGCCGGGGUCACUGGACAUGAAGGACCCCCAGCCCAUCAGGAGGUGGUCGUCUCUGACCCGGCUCUCGGCGGGGACCGAGAGAAGCGCCGGCAAGGGCUUGGGCAGCCGCUGCAAACCGGAUCCCCACGGGUCUCUGGACAGAAAACUCCUACACGGGUACCGGCACGACUCUAUCGGUCAAGCGAACAUGGACGCGUAUCUCUCUACGUCGUCUCACUUCAACCCCCUGCUGCGCUCGCCCGGUGCCGCCGACCCACACUUGUGGUACGACCGUGGCGGGAGACCCAGCGGCGUCGGACAAGGAACGGAAUCGUCUCGCUCGUCCGCCCUGUCGUCUCCCCUCAAGCCCCGGAGCCUCGACCUGAACUACAGUGCCUUACCUGAGAGCAGGCUGGGGCCAGGUGGUCCUGGCCACGGCUUCACCAAUCAGAGAGGCCUGUCCUUUGCCCAGCCGGCGGUGGGCGGCUCUCCCAUUCAGCCAGCCAUCAGAACUCAGAUGUGGCUGAGUGAGCAGAUGGAGUACAGGCCCGGCUCAGAGUUGGGCAAGGUUGGACCAGAGGUGGAAGGCGGAGCAGAGAGCAGUUUGCUAUUGGCAUGGCAACAAGAGCACCAGCACAGAGAGAGACUACGGCAGGAGGGCGAAUUGAACCAGAUGCUGUCGGGGACAUCGCUACCUGUCAACACUCUUGUGAAGAUUAAAGAGGGACUGCUAAGACAAAGGGAACUGGAGAUUGAUCGACAAAAGCAACAGAUCUUUCAACUUCAUGCUAGAAUCAGAGAAAAUGAGCUCAGAGCACAGCAGUUCCUUCACAACCAGAGGGAUCCGUCCGAUCAGCCCUACAUCCUCAAACCUAAGGAUCCUCUGCAUGAUUCAGUAUCAGUGAGCUUGAGUGGACCCCCGUCUGAAAGCCAGUGUUGCAACAGAGGAGAGCUGGGCAGGAAGCUGGCUGAUGCCCAACUCGAGGUCCUCCACCUCAACGAGUUCCUCAAGCAGAACACACAGAAAUACACGGAGGACAUCAAGAAACUGGAGGAGAAGAUGAAGACGAGGGAUCGCUACAUCAGCAGUCUGAAGAAGAAAUGCCAAAGGGAGACGGAGCAGAACAAGGAGAAGCAGCAACGCAUAGAGACCCUGGAGAAGUACCUGGCCGACCUGCCGUCCCUGGACCAGGCGCAGUCCCAGACGCUGCAGCUUGAAGAGGCGCAGAGAAAGGCUGAGGUUCUGGAAGAGACAGUGUCUCAGCUGGAGGAGAAUCUGGUGCAGGACGGGGCUCUGUUGAAACACAAGGACAGUGUGAUUCAGGCCCAGUCCCUCAAGGAGAAGGAGCUGAUGGCCGCUGUACACAGCUUGCAGCAGAAGGUGGAGCACUGUUUGAAGGACGGCGUGCGACUCCCUAUGUUGGACCUGAAGCACUUGGAGGUGGAGAACACCCAGCUGCUCAAGCAGCAGGAGCAGAGCAGCAAGCUGAUUGACCAGCAAAAGAAGCAGAUAGAGGGACUAUCUGUACAACUGACGAACCAAAGGCCCUCAGAGGACGGGGGGCCGGGGCGUCCGGCGGCGCCGGUCCACAUGCAGGACAUCAACCUGCUGCUGAAGGAGAUGUCCCUCUGCCUGCUGGACCUCAAGGCCCUCUGCAGCGUCCUGACCCAGAGGGCCCGGGGCCAGGAGCCCAACCUAGCCCUGCUGCUCGGGAUCAAAUCCAUGGGCUUCUCCGGGGAGGAGAACGAGGGCAGUGACGUGACGGAGGAGGACAACGUGCUGAGGGCCAAGGUGCAGGAGGUGAGCCAGCUGAGGAGCAACAUCGACGAGCUGCGGAGGACCGUCUCGGACCGCUACGCCCAGGACAUGGGAGAGAACUGUAUCACGCAGUGACCCGGCCCCGGGGCGGCCAGCCCCUUCUCCACACCGUUCUUUCCCUCCUUUUCCAACACGCCAGCAGAGGGAGCCACGCUUUCCUGAACCGAUCUGUUUUUCACAAUAUUUUUAGAAUAAUUCUUAUUAUUCUUAUUCU
Gadus chalcogrammus (walleye pollock) is the source of this 4945-nucleotide messenger RNA. RefSeq names its product centrosomal protein 85, like (gene cep85l). Gene Ontology annotation, cellular component: centrosome. The record is from RefSeq and is a predicted model, not a curated record. The transcript has 12 exons. The coding region runs from base 2491 to 4806 and encodes 771 amino acids. Lineage: Eukaryota; Metazoa; Chordata; Actinopteri; Gadiformes; Gadidae.